Molecule: messenger RNA, 2169 nt
Organism: Cygnus atratus (black swan)
Lineage: Eukaryota; Metazoa; Chordata; Aves; Anseriformes; Anatidae
Gene: COL26A1
Product: collagen type XXVI alpha 1 chain
Exons: 14
Coding region: 1-1407 (468 amino acids)
Molecular function (GO): protein binding
Source: RefSeq, a predicted model, not a curated record
AUGCAGUUCGCUCUCUUCUUGUCCUGGUGCUGCUGCCUGCACGGAUGCGCGCUGGGAACGGGCUUCCUCUAUCAAUUCCCGGCGUCCAGCCUGCAGCACAACUACCCCGAGCAGAGCUCCGGCUCGCCGGGCAGCGGCUUCGCCAGUCGCCGGCAUUGGUGUCAUUAUACGGUCACACGGACAGUUUCCUGCCAAGUGCAGAAUGGUUCAGAAACGGUGAUCCAGCGAGUUUAUCAGAGCUGCCGGUGGCCUGGACCUUGUGCCAACUUAGUGAGGACUCUUAUCAGGCCCACGUACAAAAUGUCCUACCGAACUGUGACCACGCUGGAGUGGAGGUGCUGUCCUGGCUUCACGGGGAGCAACUGUGAAGAGGAAUGCAUGAACUGCACGAGACUAGCAGAUAUGACCGAGAGGCUAAACACGCUUGAGGCCAAGAUCCUCCUGCUCGAAGCGGCGGAGCGAAGCCCCCCGUUAGAAAACAACCUGCCAAUCACUGGGACGACAGCCACCUGGUACGAUGACUUGCUGCCAGAUGCCUUUCCCCUGCUAAAUCCUGGGACCGUCUUGAGGAAAACGGUGGGACCUGCUGGGCUGCCAGGACAGGUUGGUCCUCCAGGCCCUGUUGGACCAACUGGUCUUCCAGGACCGCCGGGGCCGAAAGGCGAGAAGGGACAACCCGGUGAGAGGGGCCCAGCAGGGCCACCAGGGCUAUUGGGACCUCAAGGACCAAGAGGACUUCCAGGAGAAACAGGGAUCCCAGGUCCUCCAGGUCCUCCAGGGCCACCAGCCACCCCAAGCCUCCCUCUUACCUUCCAGCAAGGGGUUCUCUACUCACUUCAGCCCACAGCUGAAAAAGAAAAUGGAGAACCCCAGCUGGCCUCUACCGUCAUAGACACCAUCAUGGCUGGCCUGCCGGGACCACGGGGAGCCCCAGGGCCCAUAGGGCCACCAGGACCCAAAGGGCCCCCAGGACCCAUCGGAGUCCCUGGAUCACAAGGCUUACCAGGCUCUCCAGGACAACCCGGGCCAAAAGGCUCCAAAGGAGACCGAGGAGAAAGAGGGCAAGCAGGUCUGACUGGAGAGAGGGGCAUUAAGGGAUUUCCUGGUGAACCAGGCAAGAAGGGUGAGGAAGGGGAUAAAGGUGCUGAUGGAGAAGGUGUUCAACAACUUCGAGAAGCUCUGAAGAUUUUGGCUGAGAGGGUAUUGAUUCUUGAGCACAUGAUAGGAAUUCAUGACUCUUUGUCUUCCAUUGAGCCAGGCUCUGGACAAGAUGUGAUCCCGGGUUCCCAUCAGCGAACCAGCAUCAAGAUCAAACGUGGAGGACCCCAGCAGCUGCAAGCCUACCAGAUCCUCUCUUCACUGCUGGAUGACGGUGAAGCCAAAAGGAGCAGUAAUCGGAUGAAGUAGGAGCAUCUGCGUGUCCUCUGUGCCGGUUCACCAGUUAAAGAUACAGUAUCCCAGUGCUUAAGUGCAGAGUGCAAAUGAAGUGGGUAGGAGGCUGUAGUGCUGGCAGCUGGAUUUCCUUACCUGUCCAACACUAUGCCCUUAUUGCAGGGAAUGUCUUAUCCAUAGCUCAGAGAGGGUCUUAUGAAUGUUUUUCUUGAUUUUGUCGUUUUGCCUUUGGAAUACCAGGUGGCAGGUAUCCUCAGAAGCUGUCUACAGAAGUGACACCUCCUGACUGUGUCUCCAGCAUUUAAUCCUCCCCUUGUUUCCCCACAGCUCUUGAAAGUCACUUCAGUAAAGCCCUGCUUAACUGAGUGAGACAAUCAGUCCCACUAGACUCUAAGCCAAACCUUAGUCUUGUCCAUUGGUAUAGUUGGUGGCAUCCGCUUUUAUUUUAUGUGGUGGUGUCACACUGACAGUACCAGUACCGCUUUCAUAGGCCAUUAAAGCAGUCUCACCUGCAAGGAUUUCUUUUAAGCAAAGAACAAGUUGGAAAAUUCAAAGAAAAUUUUAAGCUGUUACUCUGAAAAUUCGGAUUACUGUUUGCAAUUUACCAUCAAAAUCUUGGCUUUUCAUGUUGCUGAUUGCAUGUGAAUGGCAUUAUUUCUAUUUGUGACAGGCUGAGCAAGGACUUUUGAUGAAAAUGUUCAUGGCGUACAUUGACUCUCUAUCUUCAAUGAGAUUAGACUGUUUCUGUGAAAAUUUAGAGCAGUAUGUAUGAGGUAU